Molecule: messenger RNA, 3061 nt
Organism: Hypanus sabinus (Atlantic stingray)
Lineage: Eukaryota; Metazoa; Chordata; Chondrichthyes; Myliobatiformes; Dasyatidae
Exons: 4
Coding region: 228-1289 (353 amino acids)
Molecular function (GO): ubiquitin binding
Source: RefSeq, a predicted model, not a curated record
UAAGGUUUUUUUUUCCCGUACGCGAAAGUGAAGUUACUUCUCGUAUUUGUAGUAGCUUCGUACGGUGUGGAGGCGGGAUUUAAAGUUUGAUCUUAAUGAAGCGAAACGAAGUCUUCUCGCUUUAAGAAGAGGCGCGAGUUGUGGGCGGGAGAUUCAAACCCGGGCUGAGUCGACCCGAGACGGGCCAGGCCGGAGGUUCAGGUCGGCCUGGGCCUCGGGUCGUUGCAAUGGCUGAGGAAAAGAAGCUCAAGUUAAAGCGAAGGAGAGCUGCCAGCCUCGGCCAGCCACGGGAGCUGAGCCCCAAGCCGCGGCAGGACAUCGAGCAGCCGGCGCCAGAGAGGAAGGAGCUUUCAGCUACCGUUUCCACUUGGUUCGAUGACAAUGACAUAAAUGAGACUGACCAUAUUUGGGCUGUAAUGAUGAAAUCUAUGUUUCCAGACAUGAAAGGAUCAGAUUGGAAGACUAUAAGAGUGCCAGACUUACCCUUAAGCCCUGAGAAGAUUCCCAAGUGUGUUGAAUCCAUUGCCACUGAAACCAUUUCAGUGGGUGAUGAGAGUUUUAUGUGGACACCAUUUCCCCCUGCAGUGGUUCUGGAAGAAAGGAGUAGAUCUGAUUCACUCUUCAGUCAUCGGGGCAUUGCUGCCAACAAGGGAGAAUGGACGAAUUCCACUGAGCUGUGUAUAGACAGAUCUCAACCUCCUCCCUCAGAAAUAGCACAAGACAAGGGUGCUCUAUCUUCUGCAGAGGCAACAAAGUAUCUUAGCAUACAGUCAAAGAACUACCUGGGAAAUGUAAAGGCCAGCAAUUCCUUUGAAGCAGAUCCAGUGAGAUUUUGUGCAGAGCAAGCUGGGAGGAAACAGAACGUUUACCCAGUGGAUGUGGGACAUAAAGCAGACAAUGCUCCUCCUAGUCCUGCCAAGUCUCUUCAGAAAACAAAUCCAGAACCAAUGCAGCCAACACCAUUCACUGAGAAGCUCGGUCAAGAAAAGACGAAACAACACAAAAUGCCUGCAGGAGGGACAGUAGUUGCAGAAGAGGAGGAUGAUAUUAUCAUCACUGGGGAAUGGCAAAGCCAUUCUUUCCCUGAGAAUAGGCUUUGUGCCACUAACAUGAUGAAUCACAAAGAUGCUGUCACUACGGGGAGGUCUGAUGGGCAUGUGGAAGGAGGAUUGGACUUGGAGAGCUGUCCGAUGUGUCUUCUUCAGUUUCCUGCAGGAUUCACCCAGUUGGAAGUCGAUAGCCACCUCGCCAAAUGCCUCUCAGAGAGCACAGAAGAUGUGAUGUGGUAAUUACUUGGCUGAAAGAGGAUCAUGUUAAUGCAGCUUUUGGACAUAAUUCAACUGGGACUAUAAAUAAAAUGCUAGAGCCUGGGAGCUGACAAUGAAUACAGCAUUUGUGGUGAUAUUCCAUGUUUCUUUGGACUUUUUUUAAACCAAUUAUGAUUCUAUCCAACUAUUCACAUCUAGCUGAAUUUAGAGUCCUCUCCAAUUGCUGACCAUCUAAACCAGCUGUUUUCAACAUAAUUUUAUUACUUUAGAUCAAGUCAGGAUACCUCAUACUUUGAAUGUUGAUUGUUAGCAUAUGCUUAGUUGCAUGGUUAGCAAAAUCUUUUUUUUCCCCUUUAUAUGCUGAAGUGAUUUACUUUUUUACCUCAUCUGAAUGUAAUGAAUCCAUGCUAGGCGCCAAGCAUCUUACAGCACAAUACCUGUGCCAAUUAGUCAGUUUUCAGUCUCCCUGUUACAAGUCAUUGUGUUUUUUCGCAGAGGCUUAACGGGUAGGCUAAUCCAUUCCAUCCAUACAUUUCCAACAAGGGUGUCCGGCUAGGAACAGAGAACCCUUAAGUGACUUUUGACUUCCUAAAUUGGGUCUGUUGAGAUUUAUUUAUAGCAUUCAUGCUGGGAAACUGGGGUUCACCUUUAAAUGGUACAUGAAACAUAUGCUACAUACAGAGUUAAAGGCCACUGGAUUUCCCAAAAUCCUGUAGUAAAAUAGGACCAGUCUUGUUCCCAGUGAGUGCUAAAAGCAGAGCUGUUGUGUCAUUUCCAUGUUGAUGACUAGAAUAGUGGUCUGACCAUACAGAACCAUCCUCUCUGGUAGCCACAGACUAACUGCAAGGAAAAGGUUGAGGGAUGAGCGUGGGGCCACCCACAGCACGAACCAAUGCACUAAUCCCAUCCUUUGCUUGGUGGUGCACAUCAGUCCAUUUUCAGACAUUGCAGUGAUAACUGAAGUGAUGCAAUCAUUAAGCAAUUUUUUUGUACUCUAAACAAUGUAAAAGGAGCCUGGCUACUGCUGAGAGUUAAUCACUGGUAAAGGUAUAAAUGAACAGCUUUCCAAUCUGCUCUUAUGUUUUAGCGAAUGAUGAACAAGGUCAUAGGUUACACUUGAAUGCAUCGAUUUAUUUGGAAAUUGCAGAGAUAGCAUUGCGCAAGUUCUGACGUCAUUAACAGUUAGUAGCAUAUGGACAUGCUUUUCCUAAAGGUAUUAAUUGAUUUGGAAAUCAUUGCUAGGGUGCUCCAAUCCAGGGUAAAUUGCUUUCUGCAUUAUCUGCACUUAGAAAUAGUUUGCAUGAGUGGCUAGUAAAAUGAGCCAAGUUUCUCUAUAUUGGAUUCAACCCUGUGACCUUUCUAAUCUGUCUGGUUAAGUUAGUCAUUUUUUUAUUCAGACCUGUGACCUUUCUAAUCUGUAUGGUUAAGCUAAUUACUGAGUAGAUUUAUUGAGUCCUAUGAUCUGAAUUGUGAUGUGAAUAAAUAUCAAUCAUUGGUUGGUAAUUAAAACAGUUUGCUGAAAAGUUAACAUUGUGGGUAAGAUGAACGAUCAAAAACGUUAGAGGCUACCAGUGUGUCCAAGAGUUUCCCUGUUUGGCAUUUUUAGAUCGUAACAACUAUUUAUGUCCAACUCUGAUCUUUUCAAACUUUUCAAACUGAAGAAUAGAGACAUUUACAGAGCUUAUCUAUUUUAAACAGUGAAUUCUUAAAAAAAAGUUAUACAUAAUCUAUUACUAGGCCUGGAAACAUGGUUUAGAUUCAAACAGAGAUCAAGAUAAUCCUUACCUUUAUAA